GCAGUUACCAAGGGAGACGGUGUGAAGCUGUGGAUACGGCAACGCUGAGUGUCCCAGGAGGAGGAUCGAUCUGACAUCCGCGGCAAGUAGGAGACACCAGCUCAGUGAAGAUGGUUGAAUGGAUUACCCUGUGAGGAGUGGUCUGAAGUGGAGCAGGAUGGAUUUGUUGGGUCUACCAAGAAGGUGACACCUUUAGUGGUCCAAGUGCAUCACGUGAAGUUGUUUAGUCUUGAGUUGGAGUUGGAGCUGGAGCUGGAGCUGAAUGGGAAUGCCUGCCGUUAGUCACGUACCAGAAAAUUCUUCCACAGCAUCCGAUGAGGAGGAGCAUGAGGACCACCCAUGCAUACUGUGGACAGGCAUCAAUCGGCUGGUACCUACCUUGGUUUUCUAUGCAGAUGGUAUUGUAACAAAGGACAGCACCUUACGCUUAAUUGGAGAACGCUACCACUUGGCGUACAAGAUUGUGCGCACUGAGAGCAGGCUGGUACGUAGCAUUCUGACGGUGCAUGGCUUCCAUGAGGUGCAUCCCAACAGUAAUGAUUUCAACCUGAUGUGGACAGGUUCUCAUCUUAAACCUUAUGUAUUACGCUCACUGCUGGAAUUUCAAAAAGUCAACCACUUCCCCAGAUCCUAUGAAUUGACCAGGAAGGAUCGGCUGUACAAAAAUAUCCAACGCAUGCAGCAAACGUUUGGUUUCAGGCAUUUCAACAUUGUACCUCAGGCGUACAUCCUCCCUGCUGAGUACCAGGAAUUAUGGACUGCACAUACAAAGGAUAAAGGAGCAUGGAUUGUCAAACCAGUUGCAUCUUCUCGAGGCCGUGGAGUGUACUUGGUCACAAAUCCUAACCAGAUUACAACAGAUGAGAGCAUCUUAGUUUCACGUUACAUCCGCUCUCCACUGCUAAUUGAUGAUUUCAAGUUUGAUGUGCGAUUGUAUGUCUUAGUGACAUCCUACGAUCCUCUGGUGGUUUAUCUAUAUGAAGAAGGAUUGACAAGGUUCGCUACUGUGAAGUAUGACCGUGCAACAAAGAAUAUCAAAAACCAGUUCAUGCAUCUAACCAACUACAGCAUCAACAAGAAAAGCCAAGACUAUGUCAGCUGUGAUGAUCCAGAUGUGGAGGAUUAUGGGAAUAAGUGGAGCAUGAGUGCUAUGCUGCGGUACCUGAAGCAGGAAGGAAUGGACACAGUUGCUUUGAUGGCUCAGAUCGAGGACCUUAUCAUUAAAGCACUGAUUGCAGCCGAGCUUCACAUUGCCUCUGCUUCCAAAAUGUUUGUGCCCCACAGAGGCAACUGCUUUGAGCUGUAUGGCUUUGAUGUCCUAAUUGACUCCAAUCUCAAGCCCUGGCUGCUGGAAGUUAAUCUAUCACCGUCCCUGGCAUGUGAUGCACCCUUGGAUUUGAAGAUCAAAGCAAGCCUGCUGUCUGACAUGUUCACAUUAGUGGGAUUUGUCUGUCAGAACCCAAUUGUCCGGCAAGGCAGACCAGUGAAAAGCAGUAGUGAUCUUGGCGCUCGACCUAAGUCCCACAGAGCUCUGCAUCAACAGAGGUCAAUGUCUGCAAAUGAUUCUGAGGUAAAAGGCAAGACUUCAUCGGGCAAGGAGAGACCAUUAGGAGCACAAGGAUCAAGCAAUCUGCAAUUGUCUAUGGAGGAGAUAAAAGUUGUGCGGCGUACAAUGGAAGAGAAUGAAAGAAAAGGGGGAUUUAUACGGAUAUUUCCCACUGCUAAUACCUGGGAACUUUAUGGGCAAUUUCUAGAGCAUAAAACCACGCUGAACUAUGUGCUGGCCACACGUCUUUUUGCAGGCAGGAAGAAGAAACUUGCUACCUCGUUAAAACUUCGCAAUGGUGUAACGCAGAGCAAUCACGGGCCUGUCCGCACAGAGGUGUUACUUGUAGAGGCUCACAACCAUGUUCAGCAAUACGAGAGGAAACUGCUGUCACUGGAAGAGAGAAGGAAGCAGAACCAACAUGCUGCACAGACAGCAUUGGGAAAAGGGUCCUCGCACAAAAUUGCAGUUGCUUCUUCUGGCAGUGCUGGUUGUGAAGCUGAGGGUGAAGGGGAAGAGGAAGCAGAGGAUGAUGAGGAAAUAUCAGAGGAUGAAGCAGAAAAUAGUGAUCAUACCUGCCCUGUCCAAGCCCUGGCUCAGGAACCAAUCUCAAAAGACUUAAGAGUCAAUAAUGAGGGAAUGCAGGAACAACUGGAACUCACUGAGCGGGAGGUUGUUGGCAAACAGAUGCUUGGUCAGGGGCAAUCUUUGACUCAAACCAAAGAGGAAGAAAACAGCAAGCAACCAAAAGUUAACCUCCUUGAGAUGAUACAGCAAGGAGCCAAUCUAAGUAAGGUACAGGCACGCUUGGCCUUCGCGUCCUAUCUGCAGCGUGUGCAGUUCCGGCUGCUCAGGGAGCGUCUCCAUCAGAGUGAACCCACCACACUCACUGACCAGGAGGAGGAGCAAAUGGAUCUGGUGAUCAGGUUUUUGAAGCGAGCAGCCAGUAAUCUCCAGCAGUCGGUGAUGGUGACAUUGCCCAGUCGUCGCCUUCCGAUCUCUGAGCGUCGACACAUGCUGGCACAGCAACUCGGGGUCUUCAUCCGCAGCUACAAUAAGGAAACAGAUCGAAUUAUUAAGAGAAGCCAGAUGGAUCCAAAGCCGGAGACCUGCAUCCAACAGGAAGAAUUCCAAGUAUUUGUCAGUAAAGCCAGUGAGAAUGAUCUGGAGGAACUGCUCACAACCUACACACGUAAAAACAAAUCAGCCAGUGUCUUCCUGGGGACUCAAACCAGGAAUGGGAACCAGAGCAUCGGUAUGCAGCAAAACAGCACCAAGUCCACAAAAGGACCAGCUGUACUCAACGAGAGAAAUUCAUGUAAAUCAGAUGGUUCUGGUGAUGGCAGGUUCUGUUGUACAGAAAACCACUCGAUGCAGGACGUCUCCAGUUAUCAUGUUCACCCUCCACACACAGCCCUACAGCAAGCAGGCUACCAGCCCAUGCCCACUUCCUUACCCACCUGCGCGACUCCAACUCAAGAUCUAGCUACCUCGCUGGCUGAGGUAGUGGGCAGGACUGGCACAGGGGCCAGCAGACUGGGUUCAGCUACCCUGCCAUCUCGCCACCCCCUGCACCCAGGCACGAUCCAGCGGCCCACUUCCAGCACUCUCCCAAUUACUCCAGUAUCAUCUUUCCAAGCAGCUACACAGAUCUACAGUCGGAAAAUAUCCCGCCCGACCUCGGCCACAGCUGGAUCAGGUGUUCGAUGCCUCAGUCGACUGCCUCAAUCAGCAGCAAUGGUUGGCACACUGGGGGAAGGUGACCACCAACCCACUCCAAGUGAAGACGUGAACCAUGAAGCCAUCUCGAUCAUUCUUCAGCGCUUGGCAGCAAAGCAGAGAGCUCGGCAAUACUCUGCCUCGAAUCAUCUCAAUAUUCUAACGCAGCAGCUAUCCAACAUGAACCUGGCAAGUGGAGCAAUGAGCAGAGGAAAUAUGUUUACGACACCGGGCUUCCAGUCAUCAGUCAAAAACUUGGAUUCGAUACACGCUGCCCACCUUGACUCUCAAGCUCCCAGCUCUGGGUGUGGUGACAGAAUCGCAUCUACAGCCUCCCGGGGUUUUGUGGAUAACCUGAGCUGGGAUCAGGAGGUCGAGUGUGCAUAUAACACAGUGACAGGAGUGACUCCAAGGCAGAGAUACCAGCCCACAUCAGGGAGCCAGCAACUUCAGUACGCACUCCAACAUCUCCAACAGCAACAGCAGCACUCCCGACAGCUCCUGGAUACCAGUCGUGCCCGGCAGCAGGUAAAAGAGUGGGCAGAGCAUAAUCGGCACCAGGGAAACAAGCAGUUGGGCCAGAGCGCCAAACCUGGUGGCGAGGCAAUCCUUACAGAAAACCAGUCGCAGGCUGUGGAACCUAGCCUACAAUGGUCAGCAGCUCUAGCAGCAGGGGGGCAGACCUCUGUGAGCAGCAAAGUUUGCACUCAGUGGCCAGUCAGCCAACAGAAGCUGGAGGGUUCUGAGAGCGGUCCUCCACUCCUCCCACCCAGGCCACCACCAAGUACCAAGCAAGGGUCAACUAGAAAGGCAUUCACCCAGAGGGUAUCCAGCUCAGCCAAACCGAGCAGACUGAGCAUCAACCUUACAUCGAGACCCCCGUCAGAACCCAGGAGUGAAUGGACCAGCUGAUCCUCACAGACUAGAUUCCAUGAAUCCAUUGACACAUGGGGCUCAGGAACCCCCUGGUACAAAUACAUUGAGGAAUCUAAUGAUACAAAGAUCAUAGAAUCCACAUCAGAGACCUGUCUUCAGUGCUGCCCUCUCCCACACCCCUCAACACCUCCCAGUGUGGAGAUGGACUCAGAGAUUAAUAAUUGGCAGCCUUGGCAUAAUUACUGAGGAGGUGAUAGGGUGUGGAAACGUACAAACUGUGGACCAACAGCACCACGCCUGGGCCUGACAGAAAGCCCCAUCGACGCUGUGAAAUAAAGAGCUAGCAGCAAGGUUCAGUUCUCCUGCCAGAGGAACGGCAGCACUGCCAACUGCUCCAGAUGGGCCACUGCUCACCGAGCCUGCACAUACCAAGUGAGGAGGGUUUCCCACACCCAGCCAACACUGUCACUCACCAUCUCAAUUUUGUUCAAGUGCUGCCUCCACUACACCUUGUGAGAGCCAUGUAAGCUGCCCGUCGAGACCGGCCAUUCUCAGAGACACAUUAUUCUCAGAGACACAUUAUUCUCAGAGAUACACAGUUUCCGUCACCAGAAGGAAGGCUGCAGAUGCCCAGGGAUUGCCCACUCUGAGGCCAUCAGCAUAGCUCCUCACAAAAUAGUGCUCACCUCAAGCAGAGGCACAGCUUGGGGGUGGUGGGAGCACCAAUACAUGGGCUUACUCCUGAGAGUCCCCACGUUCUGCACACCUUGAUAAAGCCGAGCCAUGAGCAGUGAGUGGCAUCUCCCUACAUCAUUAAAGAAUUUCUGACUGUGCAGUGUCCUCAGCAGUGUCUGCAUGUUCCUCGUCCGUGCUUUUGUUGUUCAAAAUAGGAUAAGAACAUUAAGUUUCAUGGGAUCCCAGCAGCAGAGUAGCUUAUUCUUCUAUCAGUCAGUCUUGGGACAUGGAUGUCACUGGCUAGGCCAGUAUUUAUCACUUGUCCCUAGUUGCCCCUUGAGAAGGUGGUGAUGAGCUGCCUUGUUGAAUCACUGUGCUGUAGGUAGACCCACAAUGCCCUUAGGGAUUGAAGGGGAAGUUACAGGGUCAGGGGUCAGUGUUGACUGCUUGCCCUGUUCUUGAGGAGAUUGUACUGGACUUCAAAGCCACAUGCACCAAGUCUACCAAGAUCCAACAGUGGAGGGGAGAUGGAGCUGAGGGGUUCCCCGGUCUGCUGAUGUGAAUUGAGAAGUGUCCCUUACAUAUGUAAUGAGCUCUCCCUAUGCUGGACUAAAAUGUUUUAACUCAUUGCCGUGACUCACUGCUCUGGUAUGGGAACUCUGCCUACUUCAGUUACCUCUCAGUUCCCAAGACCACUCCCAUGUGAACGGGUCCCCCACUCCUCAUUUCACACUCGGAGUUGGAGGGGAAGGACUGUGUUUGUGCAUGCAUUAUUUUACACGGGUAUUGCACAGCUAAAAGAUGCAGAGAGUAGGUCCCUUCCCCAUAGCUCCAAUGUACCCCCAGGUUUUUCACAGUACUACUGUAUAAUGCACCUUGCUGCAGAAAGCAACUUUAAUGUGGGUAUUUAUGAUUCUUUGUUCAUUUUAAUUUUUGAAGUGUGUUCCUGUGUGAGUAGUGUGUAUAUAAUAAUGUGGUUGGGCGAUAUCUCGCUGUUUUUUAUGAUCAGAGGGGAAUCCAUUGUCAGCGCUUCAGUAAAGACCCUCUGGAUUUGGUUUUCUUUCUGAUCAAGACAGGCCUCGCUGUUUUAGAAAGAAAUUUACAGCAAUGUAUUAAAAUGAAAUGUAAUGUUUUUCA
This is a messenger RNA of Hemiscyllium ocellatum (epaulette shark), 5953 nucleotides long. It is a transcript of the gene ttll5, whose product is annotated as tubulin tyrosine ligase-like family, member 5. The transcript has 31 exons. Gene Ontology annotation, cellular component: cilium. The coding region runs from base 263 to 4177 and encodes 1304 amino acids. The record is from RefSeq and is a predicted model, not a curated record. Gene Ontology annotation, biological process: microtubule cytoskeleton organization; protein polyglutamylation. NCBI's taxonomy places the organism in Eukaryota, Metazoa, Chordata, Chondrichthyes, Orectolobiformes, Hemiscylliidae. Gene Ontology annotation, molecular function: tubulin binding; tubulin-glutamic acid ligase activity.